CUAAUUCCAGCCGGAUUGAGAGACAAGAGGCGGCUCGUUCACUAGGCUCGCGCCUUGCGGUCUUUCUUUAGUUCAAGAGGGCGAGCGCUACCAGCCAGCUCCUGCCACUUAAUCCGAGAUACCUUUGACGCAGAGGUACGCUCGACGGCCUCUCUACUCCGACGGCGGCGACCUUGACAGCGACGGGUCAUCGAGUGGUCGACACCGCCGGAGAGGGAGACGAGUGGUCGAGUACUUAUCUUGGCGAUCCGCGGCAACGCUCGCUCGCCUGCAUAGGGGCAAAACCGAUCACACUACUGGUGGUGCCUAUUCAUGCGGCAGCCGAGGCAGUGACAACAAGGGAGAGAAAGAGAAAAGCGCAUGUAUAUGGAAGGAAAGAGAACCAUCAAGCGACAUCACUUUCUCGAUCCACCUUGCAGUAGCCAGCGAGGCAGACGAAAAUGCCGCUGUCUUCGACCUCGCGGCCGCACCAUCGCACGUCGCAUUCAUUCUCCUCUGCCGCGGGUAAUCUCACAAGCGGUGCCAUGGUAGCAGAUGGCUCAUCUCAGCCCACGACGCCCAACGGUCUCAUGUCCAGCCAACGCAACGGCAGUGGCUUCUUUUCCAAUCCCAAUCCCACCAGCUCCUCGUUCCUGGAACGGCACUUCGGCCGACGCCCUCGCACGUCUGGAGGGGGCGGAGCGUCUGGCGCUUCACAGCAGCAGCAACUGCAGCAGCAGCUCGGUCUCGACUCGACCGAAGAUCUGGUCGACUCGCUCCCUGCCUCGCCCGACCAAGAGACGAGCAACGCCAACGGUGGUAGCAACACGGGCGUUCUCAGCCGGCUGGGAAUCCCGAGGACAGCGUACGGCCUGCCACGGAGCAGCUCCUCAUCGCAGGUAUACAACAUCCCUGACUCCAGCAGCUCCCGCAUCUCGUUUCCCUCGAGGCCACAGGUCCCCGCUUCGAACUCAUCCGCGUCGGUAACCCGGCCCCAGACAACCGAGGGACGGGGGUCGCCAAGCUUCUUUGGAGGCGCCGUGCCUUCGAUGAUACGCAGUGGCAGCAGCCAGGGUGGCGAACGAUCUUCGAGCAACCCGAUUGGGAGAAUGUUCCGACGGUACAGCCAGGGUGCCAGCAAGAACAUGCAGGCGGUCGAAGAGGCACGGGCACGGGCAGACCCGGCGUCUCUGCAGAUCCAGCCCCCGCUUUCGCAGCAACAGUCGCGCGGCGCUGGGCAGACGAGCGAUCAUCUGCCUCGUGUCUCGCUGAACGCCGACAACCAAGAUGUCGCUGUGGGGUCCGGGACUGCUGCCGGCGGCCUGCCAGCCUCCGCCACGCUCGCCGUCCUGCCAAACGGAUCGCUGGGCACCUCGUCGCCACAACAAAGCGCUUCUGGUGCAGACGAGCGCAGUGUCGAGGCGCCCGCUGUGUCCGGUGAUGUGUCGCCUGGCGGCAGUGGUGGUGCAAGGGCAGCCGUCGUCUCCUCCUCAUCCUCGUCCAAUGUCCCGGCAACGGCGACCCACCGGCUACGGUUGGUCCCUCAUCUCGAGGCCACCCGUUCGCUCCAUUUCGAGCCCAUCGAAAGGGAGAUGGGCGAGGGCGCAGCCGCCGUCAAGAUUGGUCGCUUCACCGAUCGGGGCGGCGCAGCCGUGGCAGCCAGUGGUGAAAAUGCUGGCAACUCUUCACUGCUGUGGUCGAGCGGCGCAGGCAUCAACGGCGCGGGGAGUACCGUCGCAGGAGGCAGUGCCAAUCCGUCAUCAGGCGCGGCUGGGACAGCAGCUCCCUCCUCGGUAGGUGCCGGGAUAGGAGGAGGAACUGCACCCGUCGCAAGGGGUGGCGCCAUCCCAGCGGCUGCCGGCGGUGGCGGUGGCAGGGUCGAUUCUGGCCGGAUCGCUUUCAAGAGCAAAGUCGUCAGCCGUGGCCAUGCCGAGGUCUGGUGCGAAGCCGGUGGCAAGUUCUUCAUUCGAGACACGAAGUCGAGUUCGGGCACAUUCCUCAACCACAUUCGCCUCUCGGCUCCCAAUCUCGAGAGCAAGCCCCACCAGAUCAAAGACGGCGAUGUCGUGCAGCUCGGCGUCGACUACCAAGGUGGCACAGAAGAGAUCUACCGCUGCGUCAAGAUGAGGGUCGAGCUGAACCGUGGCUGGCAGCGGGGCGCCAACCAGUUCAACGUCAAUGCCCUCCGACAGCUCAGGGCGCUCCAAGGCUCACCCCUGGGCGCCUCUGCCGGUGGUGCGAGCACAGGCUCGGGCAAGGCUGCCGCGCUUCCGACGAACCGACAGUCGAUGAACGUGACGGACUGCUGCAUCUGUCUCUUUUCCGUCACCGUGUGCCAGGCUCUCUUCAUUGCCCCGUGCUCUCACGUCUUCCACUACAAGUGCAUCCGUCCCCUUCUCCUCAUGCACCACCCGGGCUUCUCGUGCCCGCUCUGUCGCACGUUUGCCGACCUGGAAGCUGACGUCGAAGAGGACGAGGCGUGGCAGGCAGCCCUGCUUAAGGAGGCCGAGGCCGCCUCUGCGGCCGAAAAUCCAGUCGAGACAAGUACCGAGGAGCAGCCAGCAGCCGUCGCGGCAGCGGUGGCCCCACAGCCCGACUCGCAAGCAGCUGCCGUGCUGAUAGCCACUGCUGAAGCCAACGAGAUCUCCUCAUCGAUGGCGCCUGCCAGCUCGGGCUCACGACGAUCGGUGUCGCAAAGGCGUAGCAUUGACCAGACAUCUGCCGACAGCAAUCACAGCCGUCAGGCCUCGCAGCGGCAACAACGAUCCCCACGCAGGCACCAGGAGCCAGCCCGGCCGGACACUGCCGUUUCCGCAUCUACCGUUGUCGCCCCUGCUGCACCUCUGCAGUCCUCUUCGCAUGCACCGACCCCGCUGUCUGGCUCAGGCCUGCGAAAUGUCGUCACGCCGCCACCCGACUCGCCAGGGCUGGCGCCCGACGAGCGCGACGAGGACAUGGAGCCAGAGGAAGUCAUGGGUUCUAGCCGUCACCGUCACCGAUCACCGAGCUCGAGAGCAGUGUCAAACCCCAUUGAGAUUGCGAGCCGGCCAUCGCAAGGCCAAAUUUUGGACGGCAUGGCCGCCUCGCCUGGCUUUGCAGACUCGCACACCCCCAUGAACCAGCACUUUCUUUCGACGCUUGCCGAAGCGCCCCCGCCGCCUCGGAGCGCCGUUCGCGCCAUGGAUCCGCCCGGGCAGGGACACUCGCUCAAUGGCGUUGCAUCGGCAGACCGGAGGAUGCCCAGCUUGACGGCUUCGAUGGUCAAGGGCGGGAGUCCCUCGUCGUCGUCCCGGAGGCCAUCGCAGCAGAGCCAACUCAGCGCACGCAUGAUCAACGACCGCCGCGAGAGCUCGACGAGCUCGGCGGCCUCCUACUACCACCACUACCCCAACCAGUCAUCGUCUAUAGAGCACCGGGACAGCGCGGCAGACAUCUACAUGACGCCUGCUCAGGGCAACAGCCCGCCGGCAAGCCAACUUUUGCACGGUCAUGCCCUCGAAGAUGAGGGAGAAGACUUGAUGACACCAUCGACGUCCAACCGGACAUCAGGCGCUUCCAAGGGCAAAGACCGGGAUGCGACGAGGCACGGAGCUGAGAUGGUGGACCCGAGCAUGCCAGCCACCUCUUCGUUCUACGGUGUUAGUGCGUCAUCGUACGGUCUUGACAACAAGCAAGGACGGCGCAGAGGCAGCCAGUCACCCUCGGGCACCGUCGAUGGCACCGCCCCAUCUUCCUCCUCAACCAACAGCAGCUCCCACUCUCCCCACCAGCCAGGCGGCAAGGUGGCAAAGUUCUUCAAGCGGGCCACUAGCAGCAGCAGCAGCAGCAACAGCAAUGCACUAGGCUGAACGUUAGCAUAUUCCUGUCUUCUCUCCUUCUUCUUCUUCAUCAUCCCCUUUCUCCUCAUUCUUUUGCAUCCUUCUCUGUGGCCUAAUUUCUCCGCGUUCUUCUCUGUCCAUUUGUUGAAGCGAUCCAUCGUCCUCUGCUUCGUCGAGUUUGUUCAAAUCGAUAUCCCUCUAUUACAGUGC
Messenger RNA from Acaromyces ingoldii, 4007 nucleotides. RefSeq lists its product as hypothetical. Gene Ontology annotation, cellular component: cytosol; mitotic spindle pole body; ubiquitin ligase complex. The transcript is spliced from 2 exons. Gene Ontology annotation, biological process: mitotic spindle assembly checkpoint signaling; protein ubiquitination; negative regulation of septation initiation signaling. The coding region runs from base 441 to 3827 and encodes 1128 amino acids. NCBI's taxonomy places the organism in Eukaryota, Fungi, Basidiomycota, Exobasidiomycetes, Exobasidiales, Cryptobasidiaceae. Gene Ontology annotation, molecular function: protein binding; ubiquitin protein ligase activity. The record is from RefSeq and is a predicted model, not a curated record.